GGAAAUAAAUUAUUUGGAUUCAUUUUGUUCUCUUCGAAAAAUGUAAACAAGAGGACACAUUGACAUCAAAAUGGUUUUUCCUCUUGCAAAAUUACUCGCACUUGGGGCAAAACAAGCCAGUAGGCACGUUGCAAAUUUUGUGAAAGGUAGAGCCAAAAACAAUGAACGAUUCAAGUCAUGGCUGGUUAAAUCGGCUGGCUGGUACCACACUGUUGUUACAAAGUCACGCCGCAGAUUUCAGGGUAUAGAAAAUGUUAAGGAGGUCAAACCACUAUCAGAACAGCUUGCCAUAGACCUUGGAGUGGAACUUCUUGGAGAUACAGUUACAAUACUGUGUGCUGUAUUCAUUUUUGUUUUUAUUGAAGCUAGAUCAUCUAAACAUAAAGAGGAGGAAGAAAAACUUAAAUACGAAGAGAUGAAAAGUCUUAAACAGUUGGUAGUUUUUCAAAGUAUAGAAUUGGAAAAUCAAGCUGCAAAAUUAAGAGAAUUUGAAAGGAUUUUUAAUGGCUCUACGAUGUAUUCACAAACUUCUGAUCGUGUCAUGGCGGAAUUUUCUGAUAAUGACGGAGAAUCGGACAAUACUAGAUAAUACAUGUAGUUGAUAUAGCUUUAGAUGAAUGGAAUUGAAGAAAUGAUUAGUGAUAUGUGUAUAAUUAAAACUGUGUCUUAGAAAUAGGGAAUUUGUUAAAGAUGCAUGCCUCCAGAUGAGCCAAAAUUAUUUCAAGAAAAUUAAACUUCAGAAAAAUUCACUAAGAUUUUAUGAAAAGUAAAAAGAUUUAAGAUUCAAGUAAUAAGUUACUUGUUAUAUGCGAUUAAGGACUGAUUUUGCAGUAUUUAUCACCAUAUUUAUACUGCAUUACUAAUGCAGCUGUUGCAGCAAGGCCUAUUUUUUCCCCCGCCGAAAAUUU
Ruditapes philippinarum (Manila clam) is the source of this 908-nucleotide messenger RNA. Its product is annotated as optic atrophy 3 protein homolog. Lineage: Eukaryota; Metazoa; Mollusca; Bivalvia; Venerida; Veneridae. Gene Ontology annotation, cellular component: mitochondrion. Gene Ontology annotation, biological process: regulation of lipid metabolic process. The record is from RefSeq and is a predicted model, not a curated record. The transcript has 2 exons. The coding region runs from base 71 to 589 and encodes 172 amino acids.